Messenger RNA from Suillus plorans, 460 nucleotides. RefSeq lists its product as uncharacterized. The coding region runs from base 100 to 378 and encodes 92 amino acids. The transcript has 3 exons. The record is from RefSeq and is a predicted model, not a curated record. Gene Ontology annotation, molecular function: lysozyme activity. Gene Ontology annotation, biological process: cell wall macromolecule catabolic process; peptidoglycan catabolic process. Lineage: Eukaryota; Fungi; Basidiomycota; Agaricomycetes; Boletales; Suillaceae.
UGAUUCCUGGUGAUGUUCAUGCGCACUUACUGACACUCUUCAACCGAUAUAACUUAUACCAGGUCAAUGUUAACCUAAUUCCUACCCAAUCAUCACACCAUGAAGUCGGCAUCACUCUUCUGUAACCUGACAGCUCUUGCUGAGCCAAUUAUCACUAAACGCUCGGAUCCUCUGGACAUCGACGUUUCCAGUCAUCAGGAUACCUGGAAGUUCAAGGGCGUCGUGUUUGCCUACAUCAGAGUGACUGAAGGCAUAUACGUAAAUCCCGAUUUCAGUUCGAAAUACGCUGGUAGAACCAAUGUUGGUCUUACCCGCAGUGGUCAUCACUUCGCCCGCCCGGACUCAUCCACUGGUGCCACGCAAGCCUCGUAUCUGUGAAGCAUGGUGGCGUGCAGUCUGCUGACGGCAUCACACUCUCUGGGAUGCUUGUCAUUGAAUAUAAUCCAAGUGGCCCCGAAUG